GCGAGCGAAAAGUAAUCGCAGAGACAGACGACUGCUUUCACUCACAGACUGAUCGGUCGAUCACUGGAAGUGUUCUCGCAUUCAAUACUCACGUCAUUAGCCAUUGAGAGGGCAAUGGAUUCGCCGAGAUCAAUGUCUUCGACACAGGAAUCGCCGAAAGUGUGGACACAAUUGGAGUCGACGUCGAAAGGGUCGGCCAUUGCGGACGAGAUGGUGGCCACCGAUGACCACAUGAUCGACACGAAUGACUCGAUGGCGACGACGGCCUCCGACACGAACGACGAGUGCGAAGAAAUGUGCGAACAGCCGGCGCCCCAACCGAUGGGCCCUACCGGUGCGCCCCUACACCUGCAUUGUCUGUCAUCGGGCGACGGGACGGACUACUCGGUGAUGGCUGUCGUGAAUGGGGAGAGGAGUGAGCGGUCGUACUGUCCGUCGCAGUCGUCGCGACACCUCCACAACCAUAAGGAGCGGCUCCGGAGGUCACGCAUGAAGUGCUCGUGCGAUGCGUUGAGGGCUUUGGUGCCCGGAGUGACCGAUAAGACAGAUAAGGCCACAGUCCUCGAGCACAGCGUCGCCUUCCUCUUACACCUCUCCAAAUGCGAUGGAGUCAAGUGUACGGACUAUAUGCCGACAAUCCCUCCGCCGAUGUCCGCAAAGCUCUUGGAUUUAUACCCGACUCUAAUGACCGGCGAAUACCAGUACUACGAGUCGGCGCCGAACCUGCCCUUCCACUCCUCGCAAGUGCUGGAAGUGACUGAACAUAACGGCGCUAAAUAUGUCACCACUACUGAUGGCUUUCAAUAUAUGAUUAUUGAGUCGACAGACACCGCGGGAACCGCUUCUCCAGGCGAUGACACUCUGCAGCCGAUGGACACGAAUGAAGGCAUUGAGAGCACCGGUACGGCGACCGCCACUGACGAGGCUAUGAGUGUGGAGCUGAUGGGAGAGGCGAUGGACGACAGCAAGAAGUGUGUGCAACAAGUGGUGGAUCUGUUGUGUGAUAACAAGGAGAACAUCGAUCCGAAGGCUGUGGUGAAGCAGAGGAGGAGACCAAAGGCCACCAAAACGACAGACAGUGCUCUUCAGGACAACAACUGCGGCGACAAUGCGGUCAACAAAUGCAAGGCUAGGCCUAAGGGUCGGCCCCGAAAAGUCAAACCCAUAGACCUCUGA
Oppiella nova is the source of this 1176-nucleotide messenger RNA. The record is from the annotation of a GenBank genome assembly. Lineage: Eukaryota; Metazoa; Arthropoda; Arachnida; Sarcoptiformes; Oppiidae.